This is a messenger RNA of Dinoponera quadriceps, 1784 nucleotides long. It is a transcript of the gene ArfGAP3, whose product is annotated as ADP-ribosylation factor GTPase-activating protein 3. The transcript is spliced from 8 exons. Lineage: Eukaryota; Metazoa; Arthropoda; Insecta; Hymenoptera; Formicidae. Gene Ontology annotation, biological process: COPI coating of Golgi vesicle. The coding region runs from base 84 to 1682 and encodes 532 amino acids. The record is from RefSeq and is a predicted model, not a curated record. Gene Ontology annotation, molecular function: GTPase activator activity.
UGAGAGAGACUUCAGCGCCGAACAAUUAGCUCUCGCCACGCGUCCCAGAAUCCUCUGUGACGCACGUUGACAACACGUCAAAAAUGGCAGAUCCUGCAGCCAGCAAGGCAGAUAUCGAGGAAAUUUUCAAAAGAUUGCGCGCUAUUUCAUCGAAUAAGACAUGCUUUGACUGCAACGCAAAGAAUCCAGCAUGGUCCAGUGUAACAUAUGGAGUCUUUUUGUGCAUCGACUGUUCCGCGGUGCAUCGUGGUUUGGGUGUACAUGUGACUUUUGUCAGAUCCACCCAACUUGAUACAAAUUGGACGUGGCUGCAGCUCAGGAAUAUGCAGCUGGGUGGUAAUGCUAACGCUAGAAAAUUCUUUGCGCAACACAAUUGUACCUCAAACGACGCUCAACAGAAGUAUAAUUCACGUGCGGCUAUGUUAUACAGAGAGAAAUUAGGUCAGGUGUCAGCUCAAGCAAUGCGCCGCUAUGGCACAAAGGUUUCUCUACCUUCGCCAAAAAGUAAAACAAUGCUUCACUUAGAGGAGGGUACAGAAACGGAAGAGGCAAACGAGCUCGACUUCUUCAAACAACAUGAAAAUAUAGACUCACAUCAACCUGAAGCGAUAAUUCCGACGGAAGAAAAGGCAUUCCUCACACCUGUGUCAAAUAAUGAUAAUACGGAGAGUGGCAUACCACCGGAGGUUGCCUCUAAUUGCUUAGGGCCUUCCGUAAAACUUUCUGAUCCUACCUCGAAUGUGCAAUCCGAGAGGAAACCUACCAUAGGUCGUAGGACAGUGCAGUCCAAAAAGGCCGGUUUGGGGAAAAAAGCCGGGAGUUUAGGAGCUCAAAGAGUUAAGACGAAUUUUGACGAGCUGGAGAGGAGUAUCACGGAAAUAGGUAAACAGAUGCAAGAGAAGGAUCAAGAGGUGACGAAGGAAGAACAAAAGGAAUUGGCCACGCGUCUUGCUUACCGGUACGAGCAAAAUUUGAGUCAGCAGGCUAAGAAAGUGGAGGAGAGAGCGAAGCAGCUGGACCCGUCGAAGGCCGGACAAGCGGAACGACUUGGAAUGGGAUUUAACGUACGAAGUGGCGCGAGCCAUUCCGCACUUGGCGACAUGAAGAUAAUAACACAGGAGUCAUCGUCGAAGACUAUAACGGCCGUGGAGCCAAGGUCGAGAGACGUAGACGUCGAGCGUGAUCUUUUCGUCGGCUUGGACGAAUUUUACGCGAUGUACGCUAAUAGCACCAGCAAGUCUUCACGCGGUGAGGAUAUCGUGGUUGUGGCGGAACCGGAACCGCCUAAGCGGUUAGUAACCUCGACACGAACCGCAAAGAACGAUAUGAAAACUUCUUCACCCACCGUCGAGGGAGAAGCCCAGAAGAAAUUCGGUAGCGCGAAAGCCAUCAGCUCGGAGCAAUAUUUUCAAGACAGUGCUUCCGAUAACUCGUGGGAACGUAAGAGUAAUUUACGUCGUUUCGAGGGCUCAUCCAGCAUCUCAUCGGCCGAUUAUUUUGGCACUGAAAACUCGGCGCCAUCCUCAUCGCUGUCGAUGCGCCUCGGCGCGGGACGAGCCGGUGUCGUAGAUCUGGACGAUGUUCGAGAGAGCGUACGCCAGGGUGUAAACAAGGUUGCAGGGAGGCUCAGUUCAUUCGCAAACGCGGCAGUCUCCUCUAUACAAGAUCGUUAUGGGCUCUGAAUGAUAUCUAAUUGCAUUUUAUUAAGAUUGUUAUGACACUUAUAUCCGGACUGGUCUUGUCCAUUGUUUGAAACUGUAAAUAAAAGCUUACCCACGAUUGAG